This is a messenger RNA of Fusarium musae, 1812 nucleotides long. RefSeq lists its product as uncharacterized. NCBI's taxonomy places the organism in Eukaryota, Fungi, Ascomycota, Sordariomycetes, Hypocreales, Nectriaceae. The coding region runs from base 1 to 1812 and encodes 603 amino acids. Gene Ontology annotation, cellular component: plasma membrane; cell division site; growing cell tip. The record is from RefSeq and is a predicted model, not a curated record. The transcript is spliced from 3 exons.
AUGUUACGGCCUGGCACACCGUUGACGGUGCUGCUGUUCGCAGCUUUUGCUUUGCUCCUGUUAGCUGUUAUAUCAACCCCAAUCAUUGAAGCCAUUCCACUGAGCGACUUCGGUGGUGUAACAUAUGGCGUUUUUGGCUAUUGCCAACAGGGCAAAGGAUGUAGCGGUAUCGGGGUUGGAUACGACACUGCAUGGGGAUCUUACCUCGUCCUUGCUGCUACUAUCCUAGUUGCCAUGAGUGGGUUGGUAACUUGUGCGAUGCGUCGCACUCUAGUCAGCAGGAAAGACAGGCAGCGACGUAUCGCUCAGAAUGCUGAAAUGAGUGGCGAGAAUUAUUACAACAGAACUGCUCAAGAUAAGACGAGUGUGGAGCCUGAAGUUUCUCGACAACCGACUCUACCCACUGUGAGUGGUGGCAAUGGUGUCCAUGACAAUCUUCCGUCCUUUACAACCUUCGAACAGAAGAGUAGAAGCGACCAAGCUAGCGAAGAAGCCAUCCCUCUCACCCGCCGGACCACAUCAAAUAGAUCACCAGUACCCCCUAACGAGGUGGCAAGCGUGGGUGGGGUUGCGGCCUUUAGCAGGAACCCACAGAGGCAAGGUUCUCGCGAUCAGUUUGGCAAUCCAAUCGACAAUGCUACCGACCCAUAUGCAACGCGGAGAGGACCUUCUCCAAGCUUGAGUAACCGUGGAACAGGAGCCGGAGGAGGCUACCGCGGUGGAAGAGGGGGCUAUGGUCGUGGCGGAUAUGAUAACUAUGGAGCACCAGUCCGAGGUCGUGGGGGCUACGGGCCAUCUGGAAGGGCUGGAUAUGGUCCCAGAGGAGGACGAGGAGGCUAUGGACAACCCAACCGAGGAGGCUAUGCUUCAAACGGGAUGAGGGGAGGUCUGAAUGCGCCCCCAGGAUACAGCAACGGUUCUUACGAUCGGAGACCGUCACCUGCUCAAAACCUUGCUCACGAUGUUCAGCCGUCAGAGCCAUCUAAUGGAUAUAGCUCGACGAAUCCUUCGAUGCCGAGUGUGAACACUUAUACUGCUUACAGCCCAGAGUCCACAUUGCCUCGAGCUGAGUCGCCACCGCCUUUGCCAGGAACCGAGCCUGCCACUGUUGGGGGUCGCGCAGUAGAAAUGGAUGCAACCCCGGCUGUUCAGCGUCAUGACGGAGGAACCUACGGACAGCUUCGGGACAGUGACGCGGAUGUUGCAGGUAUGGUUGGACUCCAGCAGGGGCAGAUCCCACAGCGACAUGAUACGUACAUGAGCGAGGGAAGUAAAUAUAGCACCGAUGAGCAGUACGCUCCACCCCGCUCAGGAUGGACUCAGGGCGAUGGCAGAAAUUCACCCCGAGCCCCGUCACCUCUGGUAAAUGGUCAACCAAGAGCUGAACUCACUGAAACAAGGACACCACCUGUUGUCCAACAGCCUGUGGCCACCGGGAAUAGCAACUAUUAUGAAGAUGUUGAUCCCCGGUUUGCCUCCGAUGCACCGCCCGCAAGUAACAACCUUCAACCGCCCCCUAUUGAGCCUAUAUACGAGGAUAUCCAUGCCAAUAAUGCGGGGACUCGAAGCCCUGCCGAGUCUGAGCAUUCAACAUUUACCUCCAUAUCCCAGCGUGGAAUCAACCCGCGUUGGAACCCUAAUCCCCCGCCGCUGCCGUACCAACAAGGACCCCCUCAUCGCCGACCAGCACAUCAACAACAGCAGCGUCAAGACAUGCUAUUAGAUACCCCCGACUUUCAGUUGCCUAGUUCACGGACUGGACGAGGUCCUGGAAUGGUACCUGGAAGCGCAUACCCACCUGGCGGUUUCUAG